Molecule: messenger RNA, 2465 nt
Organism: Solea senegalensis (Senegalese sole)
Lineage: Eukaryota; Metazoa; Chordata; Actinopteri; Pleuronectiformes; Soleidae
Gene: pgp
Product: phosphoglycolate phosphatase
Exons: 2
Coding region: 286-1212 (308 amino acids)
Cellular component (GO): cytoplasm
Molecular function (GO): sn-glycerol 3-phosphatase activity
Source: RefSeq, a predicted model, not a curated record
CUGUGUGUAAAUCACAUGUGAAUCCUGGGCUCUGAUUGGACGCUUUUAUGAGGCUACUGUCCCUUUAAGCCGGUGCGGAAGUAAGUCAGAGACUUGACGGCGAGCUCAGUGGAAGGUCAGCACUUCUUCUUUCCAGGAUUUUAAAACAACACUCUCUCAUUUUAAAGAACCCACACAACUCCGUUCCUUUUUUCUUAACCGCCUUUAACGUCUGUUUUAACCGCUCGCUGCCGCGUCUCCAUUUUAAGCCGCUUUUAGCCUCUAACGCCCCGGUCCUGCUCCUCCAUGUCUGGGUCCAAAGGCUCCGCGCGGCUGAGCGGAGCUCUGCUGAAGCCGCUGCUGGACUCCGUGGACUGUGUCCUCUUCGACUGUGACGGCGUGAUCUGGAGGGGGGACCAGGUCAUCCCCGGAGCAGCCGAGGUCAUUAAUCUGCUCAAGAAGAACGGUAAGCGGGUCUUCUUCCUGACCAACAACAGCAGCAAGACGCGGAGGAUGUACGCGGAGAAGAUGGCCACCAUGGGCUUCAGCGUGGCUCCGGAGGAAGUGUUCGGGACCGCGUACUGCUGCGCCGCGUACCUGAGCACCGUGUGUCAGCUGCAGGGGAGCAAGGUGUAUCUGCUCGGCAGCGCGGCCAUGGGGCAGGAGCUGGAGGCGGUGGGGGUCCGGCACACGGGGCUGGGACCGGACCACAUCACCGGCAGUCAGAGCGACUGGGCCAACGUGCCCCUGGACCCGGAGGUGAAGGCGGUGGUGGUGGGUUUCGACCAGCACUUCAGUUACAUGAAGCUGAACCGAGCCAUGCAGUACCUGACCCAGCAGGGCUGUCUGUUUGUGGGGACCAACAGGGACACCAGGCUGCCGCUGGAGGGCGGGAAGAUUGUCCCUGGUACCGGCUGCAUCCUGCAGGCCGUGGAGACGGCGGCGCAGCGCCAGGCCCAGACGGUCGGCAAGCCCAACCACUACAUGUUCGACUGUGUGGCGUCGCAGUACGGCUUGGACCGCGCCCGCUGCCUGAUGGUGGGCGACCGCCUGGACACGGACAUCCUGCUGGGCUCCAACUGCGGCCUGAAGACCCUCCUGACCCUCACCGGGGUCAGCACAGUGGCGGACGUGGAGGCCCACGAGCAGAGCGGCUGCCCGGAGCGGCGGAAGAUGGUGCCCGACUAUUACGUGGACAGCGUCGCCGACCUGCUGCCCGCCCUGCAGGGGUGACACCGCAGCAGUGUGUCGAGACCAGAGGAGGAGCUGCUGUAAAACCUGAGGAGGGUUCAUCCUAUCAUUCAGUUUCUUUUUGAAGUGUGGUUGUUAGCGCUACUGACAAGAACACUGAAAACAUGGUUACAAAGACAACAUGUAGAUAAACUGUACGCCUGCUCGUCUUUAUCUCACUGUCACGCGGCCUUUUCAACACAGAAACUUCAAGUUUGUGCCGCUUUUCUCUCUCACUGUAAACAAACCCAGAGGGAAAAGCACCAAUCAUUGUUUUUUAGAACAAACAGGAGUCGCCGAUCCACCAUUUGCCUCCAUGAGUGACUUCAAAUGUGUUCGUUUGUGACUUCUGUGUUUGAAAUCCUUCAUUUGGAUUUACCUCGGUGACACACACUGACCACACGAGGCAGCACUAGAUAAAAUGCUAUUUAAUAUAUAUUUAUAAGAUGCUGACCUCAUUUAACAAAAUCUACAUCUGUUCAAGUCUUUAGUGCUAAUACCUCAUUGAACCACACUUCAAAAAAUGUAUACAACUGAAAACUCCCUUGUCUACAAGAUAAUCUGAUUUUAUUUUGUCGUUUACUCAAUCAAUAAAACCUCCAAAUCUUACAUUUUUUUUAUAUAUAUAUAUAUAUAUAUAUAUAUAUAUAUACACACAUACGUAUGUAUAUAUAUAUACACAUAUGUGUAUAUAUACAUACGUGUAUAUGUAUAUACACACACAUUAUACAUAUAUACAGUGUGUAUAUAUAUAUAUAUGAAUUACUCAUUUAAGAUAGAAAAACAUGAUUUGCAGUAUUGUUUCAAUGUGAUUAUUGUCACUAAAUUAUUAUUAUUUUUUGGAUAAGCGAAGUGAGUGAACUGUUGUGAGUGAAGUUUAUCUGGACUGUGGUGCAACUGUGGCUGAAGCAACGAGACGUCAAAGAGAAGAAGUGACAUUGACACACGCUGAGGCAACAGUAGUUUCAGUCAUGUCUGUGUGUUCAGGUUUAUAAAUAGACGGACGGACGGACAGACAACGGACGGAUGGACAGACGAUGGGGGAGUGAGCUGCACUUUGCUGUGUUCUCGUCGUGUCUCGACACAUUUCUGUGCUCAGACUCGUGGGACGGUUCAAAGAAAUCCAGUGCCGUAAUUUUAUUUAAGUCAGAACGUCAACACUUUAACAAAAUGAUAUAUAUAUAUAUAUUUUUUCUGUUCAUUCUGACUCAUCGAUUCUACAAAGAGUUUUAGUCUGUAAUAAAACAUGAACUGUC